Molecule: messenger RNA, 3522 nt
Organism: Olea europaea var. sylvestris
Lineage: Eukaryota; Viridiplantae; Streptophyta; Magnoliopsida; Lamiales; Oleaceae
Product: putative E3 ubiquitin-protein ligase LIN-1
Exons: 8
Coding region: 87-3107 (1006 amino acids)
Source: RefSeq, a predicted model, not a curated record
ACAUUUGCACCGUGACCAAUUGCCUUGUCCAAAAACUCUAUUCUUCUGCAUUAUUCAUCAGUUCCCACAUGGUAAAUAAAUAGUGAAUGGAAAUAUAUGUCCAUUCAAGAAAGCCCGUGUUCGGUACGAUGGACUAUACAUUAUUCACAGCACACCAAUCCAUGGCAUCCCUCCACGAACUGCUAUCUGAAGAAGGAUUUGAGCACCAAAAAUCUCUGGAAACCAGAAAAAAGGUGAAGUUUAGAGACAGGAGAGUCCAAGAUGAGUCGAUUACACUGCCUAUUUACAUAUGCCAUGACAGAAGAAGAUUUGAUGCUUCAUCUAAGCAGAGGAGUGAAAAGGCCAAUUCAAUCAACGGUUCUACGGUUUUUUCAUCAAGAAGAAGGGAUUCAGACUCUGAGAGAUCGAAUACAAAGUCUGUCACAGAAGGGACUUCUAGAAAAGAUGAGCCUGCAAUUGAUGAUGCGGCUAUUAAAGCUGUGAUUUCUAUCUUGAGUGGAUAUGUAGGCCAGUAUUCAAGAGACAAGAAUUUUCGCAAAACAAUCAGAGAAAAGUGUUAUUCUUGCUUUGUGAAAAGGAAGAAGUAUUCAUCAGAUAAUGGAGUUUUUGCCAAUAUGGAAUUGGGAAUUCAGAGUAUUGAGGGAUUGGUCGAAAGUCAAGAGAUAAAUAAGAAAUCACUGAAGAAUUCUAUUCAGCUGUUGAACAUUGUAGCUUCCUUGAAUUCCAAAACCUCAAUAGAUGGUUCAACUUGUGGAGCAUCCAAUUCAUAUCUCUCAGCUUGCGCACAACUUUACUUAUCAAUUGCUUACAGGAUUGCGGAAAAUUAUAGAAAUUCGGCUAAACACGUCCUGCAAGUGUUUUGUGAUUCGCCAUUUCUUGCGCGAGCACAUUUGCUUCCUGAACUUUGGGAACAUUUCUUUCUUCCCCACUUACUUCACCUCAAGAUUUGGUACGCUAAAGAGCUUAAAUUUCUUUCUAAUUCGAAAUAUGUUGACAAGGAGAAAAAGAUUAAGGCUCUUAACAAGUUGUAUAAUAGUCAAUUGGAUUUUGGGACAAUACAGUUUGCUUUUUACUACAAGGAGUGGCUUAAAAUUGGUGUUCCAGCUCCUGUUGUUCCUUCUGUUCCGUUACCUUCGAAAAUAAGCCAUGCUCGUUCAAGAAGGAGAUCUUCGGACUCUUCAACUUCUUAUCAUUCCAUCAGUAAUAAAUCACUAUAUCAAGCUGUUUUUGGAAAUCCAAAGGGAGAAGAGAAGUUCUGUAUGGUAGAAGAAGAAAUCAAGCAUUGCAGUCAUGUUGAAGAGAGAGCUAUGGAUCAACAAUUGUUGUCAAGUCAAAGUUACAGAAAACCGAAAGUUGAAUUGUGGCCAGAAAAUCAGAAAUCAGAUUAUUUCAGGUUUUUAGCUUGCCGCAAUGAACCAACACAGUGCUUGGUAGAGGAAAACUAUAAGCCUAAAAAUUCCAUAAUCAAGAAAGCUGAAAAUGUCCAUCUUUCUCCCUCCAACGACGUAUUGAGAGCCAUUUCUGUUAUUUGCUCCUUAGGUAGCCUGACUGAUUGUGAAAUGGCAAUUCGUGUGGUGAGCAAAGUUUGGUUGGAUUCUCAAGGAGAUCCCACAAUUGAAAAUUCAUUAUCACAGGUUCCUGUUAUGGAAGGAAUAAUGGAGGUUUUAUUUGUCUCUAAUGAUGAUGAAGUCUUGGAACUUGCUAUCUCAAUUUUAGCAGAACUGGCAACAAAGAGGGAGUUGAAUGCAAAAAUCAUAUUGAAUUCAGAUCCGAACCUUGAUGUCUUCCUAAGAUUACUGAGAAGUAACAGCCUAUUUCUGAAAGCCGCAGCUCUACUUUACCUAGUGAAGCCAAAGGCUAAGCAGAUGAUAUCAACAGAAUGGAUUCCACUAGUCCUUCGAGUUCUAGAAUUCGGUGAUCAAACACAAUCCUUAUUCACAGUUCGAAGCAGCCCUCAGGUGGCAGCAUAUUACUUCCUAGACCAACUUUUAACGGGGUUUAAUGAAGACAAAAAUUUAGAGAAUGCUAGACAAAUCAUUUCACUAGGUGGGCUGAACUUGCUUGUCAGAAGGACGGACGUCGGGGACACUUAUGAGAAGAGUAGAGCUGCUACUGUUCUACAUUAUUGUAUUCAAGCUGAUGGAACCUGUCGACACUUCUUGUCCAAAAACUUGAAGAAAGACAUUAUUAUAUCCCUCCUUUUCCUCGGAAAGCAAAUGAAUUCUCAUGGACAUGCUCUUGCAUUACUGACAGAGUUACUCUGCCUUAACAGAAGAAACCAGAAAGAAGAAUUCUUAGGUGGACUAAUAAUGGGAUGUGACUGCUUAAACACAAUGAAUAUUUUGUUACUCUACCUCCAAAAUGCAAGGCCAGAAGAACGCCUGAUAGUUGCAGUCAUAUUGCUACAGCUAGAUCUAAUGGGAGAUCCUUUGGAGUAUAGUGUAUAUAGGGAAGAGGUGGUAGAUGCAAUGGUAAAAGCUUUAGAUUGUCAAGUGUUCAACGGGAUAGUCCAGGAGCAAUCAGCCAGAGCUCUCCUAAUUCUCGGAGGACAUUUUUCUUAUAAUGGAGAGCCAAUAAUGGAGAAAUGGCUCUUGAGAAAAGCGGGCUUUGAUGAGAAGUCAGAAGACUCGUUUUAUGGAAAGGACAUCGGUGUUGAUGGAUACUUACAAUUGAAUAAAGAGGACAAAACAGUGGAAAUUUGGCAAAGAAAAGCAGCAAUGGUUUUGCUUACCAUUGGCAACGGGAGGCUUCUUGAGGCUCUUUCGGAUUCAAUGGCCAAUGGUAUCCCAUGCCUGGCACGAGCAAGCCUGGUGACUGUAUGCUGGAUGAGCAUUGGUCUCCAUUCCCUUGGAGAUACACAUCUUAAAUUCAAGGCAUGCUCAGUCCUCAUGACACAACUAGUAGAAUCCUUGAACUAUGACAGGCCUCUCGAGGAAAGAAUUCUGGCAUCAUUUUCGUUACUCAGCCUUAUAAAGGGUACAGAUUAUUUUUCCAAACCAUUGGCUACAGAUAAAGAGCUUCUGAAUCGCCUUUCAAAAAUCUCUCAAGUAACUUGGACAGCUGAGGAGCUUAUUUCAAUUAUGACAAGCAGUUGGACAGAUUCAUGAAGAAAUAACAAGAAGAUUAGCAUUUAAGUCUUAGUUUGCAGUAGAAGAUUUGGCAGCUAGCUCAGCCCCUUCUUCUUCAGGAGGAACUCCAGGUUGAGGAGUUACUCGGAAUGCUGCCAAAAUAUCAGCAUCUUUGGUUUCGUAUUUAGGAGUAUAGUAAGACAAUUGUAAGGAUUUCCUUCUUCAUUUGCAUGCAUAUACACGCCAACUUGAUCUUGUUUAUAUGUUGUGAAGGGAACUUUUUUUUGUUCUAAUACCUUGUAUUGUGUGUCCUUUGUGAAAGAAGUUAUGUUAUUGAUUUCAUCAAUCUGUAAAAUGGAAAUUUCCCUGUAAAUAGAUGAAUCAUAUUCUUCGCUAAAACUUUUGAAUACUCUUUCCUCUCUGCUUGCUUCAUGUGGAAGAUGGAUCUGGAAGA